Molecule: messenger RNA, 4510 nt
Organism: Notechis scutatus (mainland tiger snake)
Lineage: Eukaryota; Metazoa; Chordata; Lepidosauria; Squamata; Elapidae
Source: RefSeq, a predicted model, not a curated record
AUGUCUCUGAGAACAAGCCAGUCCUCAGUUGCAACUCUGAACCAUAAAAACAUUAAUCUGGUUAAUUUCGGUAAAAGGCAGCCUUCUAAAAACAUGCGUAUAUUGCAAGAGAAUGAAUGUUGCAGGCAAGGAGCUAUGGUGAGAACUAAGGAUGCAUUUCCAAAAGAGAAAGACGCUUCCUUCAGGGACUUACCACUGGACAGCAGUGACAGACAGGCUGUGCCUGAGCACCUUUUAUCUAGCCACAUAUCAGCCUUGGCAAUGAAGCAGAAACUUGCUUUUACCAACCUAAGCUUCGAGGGGGAUUCAGGUCAUUCACCUUCUCUUCAUUCUCAAUUAAACACAACUACCAUUGAUCUUUCGGGUAUCACUUGCCAAGAAUACAUCCAAUCCAUAGAGGACAACAUUUCCAAGCUAUCAGGAAUUGUGAAUGUCAAGGAAUCUCUUGAACAAAGCCAAAUAACUGAAAAAUAUUCGGGACUGGAAAUAAGCUCUCAGCAAAUCUGCCAGGAAAUUAAAAAACUGGGAUUUGACACCAAUGUUGUGGAGGCAACCCAGACUUCAGGCCAAUGGUCCAGUGAAGCUGUUAUUAAGGUGAAAAUAGAAGGCAUGACCUGUCAGUCUUGUGUCCAUGCUAUUGAAGAAAAUAUUGGGAAAUUACACGGGGUGAAGAAAAUCAAAGUGGCCCUCAACAACCAAGAAGCUAUCGUUGUUUACUAUCCCCUUAUUAUUAAGCCCGAAGAACUAAAGAAUAGCAUAGACGGCCUGGGAUAUGAAUGCAUCAUAAAGGAUAAGCAAGCCCCCUUGGAACUAGGUUUCAUUGAUGUUGAACGCUUACAGCAGAUAAAUGUAAAAAUGUCCAGUGAACAAAAUGGUGACAGAAAUACUGGGGACAGCAUUGGAUCCAGUAUAUGCGUUGCAGUACUAGAAAUCGAAGGAAUGCAUGACCGAUCACGUGUUAACAAUAUGGAAGGUUUAAUUUCAGAGAUGACUGGAGUACAAGGUACCAGGGUAUCCCUGGACGAAAAAAAGAUUACUGUGUGGUUUGACCAAAGGCUCAUCACUCCACCUUCAUUUCAGCAAGCCAUCCAAGCCAUUACCUCUGGUAACUUUAACCUAGUUUUUUCUUGUGGAGUGGAAGGCCAAAAUGGACAAAUUAUCUCAACUGCUGCCUCUUCCGUACCUUCUUUCAGUCACCUUUCCCAAGUACAGGGGGCAAAUGGAUGCAAUACAGCUCUCCUCAGAAUUGAUGGAAUGACCUGCAAUUCUUGUGUAAAUUCUAUUAAAGGCUCCAUAUCCCAAAAGAAAGGGGUGAUGCGCAUCUCUGUAUCUUUAACUGAAGGUACCGCAGUUGUGUCUUACAAUUCCAUUAUGACCAACUCGGAAGAGAUACGAGCUGCUAUAGAAGACAUGGGAUUUGAUGCUUUUGUCCUAACAGAUACAGUAAUUGGAAAACCUACUGAUGGAAGUAUAGAGCCGAGUGAGAUGACCUCUGUUUCCUUCAAAACCAAAGUCCCAGAACUGUCAUCUGAAGAUGUAUUUUUGCCAAAAAAGAAGUUGUGCACUAACUUUCCAGAAUUGUCCAGUAAAAGGGACACUGAAAAAUGUUUCCUGCUUGUAAAAGGCAUGAAUUGUGCAUCGUGUGUUUCAAGCAUUGAGAAGAAUUUACAAAAAAAAGAUGGAAUAGUCUCUGUGCUUGUUGCCUUGAUGGCAGGGAAAGUGGAAGUAAUAUAUAAGCCAGAUAAAAUUCAACCUCUUGAAAUAAUCCAGUUGAUUGAGGAAUUGGGUUUUGAAGCUUCAGUCUUACAAGAUUAUGCUGGCACAAAUGGAAACAUAGAUGUCAAGAUUCUAGGGAUGACUUGUAGCUCAUGUGUUCAUAGCAUUGAAUCCAAGCUUACUGAAACCCCCGGCAUUCUCUAUGCAUCUGUAGUCCUAGCCACUUCAAAAGCCCGUGUUCGUUAUGAUCCAGAAGUAAUUGGUCCUCGAGACAUUAUAAAAAUUGUUGAGGGAAUUGGUUUUCAAGCAUCUUUGGCUAAAAGAGAUCCAAAAGAUCAUAACUUGGAUCAUAAACAGGAAAUCCAACAAUGGAAGAAAUCGUUCUUAUGUAGCUUGGUAUUUGGUAUUCCAGUUAUGGUCUUAAUGGUGUAUAUGUUAUUACCAAUUGGUGACCAUCAUGAAUCAAUGGUGUUGGAGCAAAACCUGAUUCCUGGACUGUCUAUUCUAAACCUGAUCUUCUUUGUACUUUGUACUUUGGUUCAGUUCCUGGGUGGAUGGUACUUCUAUGUCCAAGCCUACAAGUCAUUAAAGCAUAAAAUGGCCAAUAUGGACGUCCUGAUAGUAAUGGCCACAUCAACUGCUUAUAUCUAUUCAUGUACCAUUUUGAUAGUUGCAGUUAUUGAAAAGGCUGAACAGAGUCCCAUCACAUUUUUUGAUACCCCGCCAAUGCUGUUUGUAUUCAUAGCCCUUGGGAGAUGGCUCGAACACAUAGCAAAGAGUAAAACAUCUGAAGCACUUGCUAAAUUAAUUUCUCUUCAAGCUACAGAAGCUGUUGUAGUGACACGUGGAGCUGACGGUUGCAUAAUCAGUAUGGAAACAGGUAGUCCUCAACUUACUAUCACAACUGAGCCCACAAUAUGGAUUGCACCCAUCCAGCAACUAGCUGACAGAUUUAGUGGUUAUUUUGUUCCAUUUAUCAUAAUAAUUUCAACAGCAACCCUGAUAGCAUGGAUUGUAAUUGGAUUUAUACAGUUUGAUGUUGUACUGAAAUAUUUUUCUCAUCACAACAAAAACAUCUCAAAAGCGGAAAUUAUCCUACGGUUUGCCUUCCAGACUUCCAUCACAGUGCUAUGCAUUGCAUGUCCUUGUUCUUUGGGCCUGGCUACUCCAACUGCUGUGAUGGUGGGCACUGGAGUUGCUGCUCGGAAUGGUAUUCUAAUCAAAGGUGGGAAACCCCUGGAAAUGGCACACAAGGUGAAGACAGUGAUGUUUGAUAAAACCGGAACCCUGACUUACGGUGUUCCCAGAGUCAUGCGCGUUCUGUUGCUAGGAGACACAGAAGCUACCCUGCCUCUGAAGAAGUUCCUUGUUCUUGUUGGUACUGCCGAAGCCAGCAGUGAGCAUCCUUUAGGAAUGGCUGUCACUCGGUAUUGCAAAGAGGAACUUGGCACAGAGAUCCUUGGAUACUGUAAAGAUUUUCAGACAGUUCCUGGAUGUGGAAUAAGCUGUAACGUUAGCAGCAUUGAAACCUUAUUGGGUGAUAAAGGUGUUAAAGAUCAGAUUCCACUCCCCAAAGAAAGAGGUACGGCAAUCUCUCAUUCAGUGUUGAUUGGGAAUCGGGAAUGGAUGAGACGGAAUGGUCUACAUAUCUCCAGUGACAUUCAUGAGGCCAUGAGAGACCAUGAAAUGAAAGGACAGACAGCAAUUCUGGUGGCCAUAAAUGGUGCACUUUGUGGCAUGAUGGCAAUAGCAGACACAGUCAAGCCAGAGGCAGUCUUAGCAAUGCACAUAUUGCAGAAUAUGGGAGUGGAUGUGGUGCUUAUUACAGGAGACAAUAGGAAAACAGCCAAAGCAAUUGCAACUCAGGUUGGGAUCAGAAAAGUAUAUGCUGAGGUUCUUCCAUCUCACAAAGUAGCCAAAGUCCAGGAGCUCCAAACCUCUGGAAGAACAGUUGCCAUGGUUGGAGAUGGGGUCAAUGACUCACCAGCGCUGGCCCAGGCUGAUGUCGGCAUUGCCAUUGGGACAGGGACAGAUGUCGCCAUUGAAGCAGCAGAUGUUGUGCUGAUUCAUAAUAAUUUGCUUGAUGUAGUUGCAAGUAUCCAUCUAUCCAGGAAGACAGUGAGGAGAAUCCAAAUAAACCUUAUCCUGGCCUUAAUAUACAAUCUCAUUGGCAUACCUAUAGCAGCAGGAGUAUUUAUGCCUUUAGGACUUGUGCUACAGCCAUGGAUGGGUUCAGCUGCAAUGGCUGCAUCUUCGAUAUCCGUAUUGCUCUCCUCCCUGCAGCUAAAAUGUUACAAGAAAACAGUCCUGGAAAAAUAUGAAGCUGAGGCUCAAGGCUGCAUGAAGCCACUGACUCCCUCUCAAGUUAGCGUCCAUAUUGGAAUGGAUGAUCAGAGACAAAAACCUCCCAAAUUAGCCACCUGGGACAAUAUCAAUCAAGUGCCUCUUUGUUCCCUGACUUCAGACGUAGCGCCAGGAGACUUGGAGGAUGGAACAGACAAAUGGUCACUACUCACCAACAAUCAGGAUGAAUAUAUUUAAAGGAUAUUAUAGCAGCAGUUUUCAAGGAAGGGACUAAGAGAGGCUUAAAGUUCUGUUUCUGGAUCAUCUACAGAGAAGUGUAUUUGGGGUGCACUGUGUGGUGCCUGUUUUCCAUCAGAAUGGAGGAGUGUACCUUCAGCUGAUCCUGGUGGCUCCUGGAUUAGGACAGGGGCUAAUUAUAACGUGUAUCAAAGAAAAGAGCAGUGUUUGCAUUUCAUUACCAUUGCCUGCAGGGUGCUUAGAUCUGGCCCAC